This is a messenger RNA of Heterobilharzia americana, 3984 nucleotides long. The record is from the annotation of a GenBank genome assembly. NCBI's taxonomy places the organism in Eukaryota, Metazoa, Platyhelminthes, Trematoda, Strigeidida, Schistosomatidae.
AUGUAUGCGCUUCAUGUUAAUGUGAAGAAAGCUAACAACCUAAAAAAUGUGGAAAUAUCUGGGAAGAGUGACCCAUACGUCAUUGUUGACUUUCAAGGUAUAAAACAGAAGACAAAAGUGAAAGACGAUGAGUUGAAUCCAGUAUGGGAAGAGAUUAUAACAGUCGAUUUGAAAGGAAAACCUUUACUGCCUUCAGAUAAGGUACUUCUCAAAGUAAUGGAUUUCGACAAAGUUACACCAGACAAAUUUAUGGGACAGGCACUGAUUCCUCUACAAUGUGUGUUGUCAACAACUGCUGAGGUACCUAUCUGUGUUGCAUUACAGAACAAAAAGGGUCAAGAUACUACCUCAACGAUAGAAGUUUCAUUGCGCUAUGAAGCUCCACAAAAGUCUCUAACAGGACCAACUAGUAAUGAGAUAGAUCAAGGCGGUGAUGCGACGGAUGCUGGUGUUGGUGAUGGUGGCGAAGGAGGUGGGGGUGGUGGCGGUGGUGGCGGCGGUGGUGGUACUGGUGUCGCUGAUGGAGCAAUUGGUGACGGCAGACCAGGUGGCGUUAAGACCAAAAAGAAAUUAGGUCUGACUGGCAGUCAGGCAGUUCGGCCACAAUAUUCAACUAAGAAACAAGAUUUUCAGAUUCGUGUAAAGGUGGUUGAAGCUCGUCAACUACAAGGUGCAAAUAUUUCACCAAUCUGUAAAGUGACCUGUUGGAAAGAAAGCAAAGAUACACGUGUUCGCAAUUGUACUAAUUCACCAUUUUGGGAUCAAAUAUUCUUUUUCAAUUAUUUUAAUUCAGCUGCUGAAUUAUUAGAUCAACAACUUGUGUUCACUGUCUACGAUUCACGUCGGCUACGACGUGAUGCCUUGAUUGGUUCUUUCAGAUUUGAUUUAUCAUUAGUUUAUGAAUCUGAUCGUCAUUCAAUGAUCAAUAAAUGGUUAUUAUUAUGUAAUCCAGAUGAUCCAAUGUCUGGAGCUAGAGGUUAUUUAAAGAUAUCAGUUGUCAUCUUGGAACCUGGUGAUGAAGCACCUAGUAUGAAAGCUGUUGAAGCGGAUGAGAAAGAAGAUAUUGAAGGAAAUCUUCUACGUCCAGCUGGUGUUCAGUUAAGACCAGCAGUCUUCAAAAUUUUACUAUAUAUGGCUGAAGAUUUGCCAAGAAUGGAUUCCGAUGCAUUUAAGGGAAUUAAGAAUUUAAUCUCUAAAUCUGAUGAGGAGAAAGAAUUUGUAGACCCUUAUGCAGUGGUUUCAUUUGCUGGCAAAUCGCUGAAGUCUAGUACAAAAUACGGUACAGAUCAUCCAGAAUGGAAUGAAGAAAUCACAAUGAAUAUUCAGUUUCCAUCAAUGUGCGAGAAAUUAAAAUUCACAUUCUUUGAUUGGGAUCGUAUUGGUUAUAAUGAUCCAAUAGGAGCAGGGUCGAUUUCUAUAUCACAAAUUUCUGCUUUUCGAGAUGACACCACUGGAUUUUUACCAACAUUUGGUCCAAGUUUUGUCAAUCUAUACGGUUCCCCAAGAGAGUACAGUGACCUACCGGAUAAAUAUGAAGCAUUGAAUUUAGGCAAAGGUCAAGGUGUAGCAUAUCGUGGUCGAGUAUUAUUAGAAUUAUCAACUGAAUUAUUAGAUGAACCAACAGCUGAUAUAGUUAAACCACUGGAACCAGACACAGUGGCAAGAAUACAGAAAUCAUUACGUCGAAGAAAAUAUCAGUUGUAUGUGGCAUUUCUUUCUGCGACAAUGAUGGAAGAGAAACGUGAUGGACCGAUUGAAUUUGAAGUUAGCAUUGGUAAUCAUGGCAAUAAAUUGGAUGAAUCUGUUACACCGUGUGCAUCAACAACACCUCCAACAAAUCCUGUAUCAGAUGGACUACACUAUUACUAUCUACCAUGGAGUGAUGAUAAACCUUGUACAAUGGUUGAUUCACAAUGGGAGGAUAUUUCGUUCCGUCUAGGUGCUGUUAACAUGUUGCUAAGGAUUGCUGAUCAUUUAGGAAAAGGAAUAAAUCAUAUUCUUUUGGCAAUAAAAGCAAAUCUUCCGAUUGAAACUCAAGCACAGUUGGCUAUCUCUUCACUGGAUGAAUUUAUUAUGGACUGCAAUCAUGUUCUACCUCAAUGGGAACCAGAGAAUAUCCCACAGAAUGACAUGGAUAUACAUUUACGUAAAUUACGUGAAGAUCAAUUGAAUACAUUACGUGAGCAAGCGAUAAAUACACGAGAAACUGUUUCUGAAAUUGAAGAUGCAUUGAAAGAAUUAAAAUCAUAUCGAGAAACUAUUCUUAAUCUAGCUGUUGAACCUCAAAUGAGUAUACCAGAUAUUAUAAUAUGGAUGUUAUGCGGAGGUAAACGAACUGCCUAUCAUAGAAUGCCAGCACAUGAGGUACUCUAUCAUUCCAAUCUUGAUUAUCGAGGCAUGCGAUGUGGUACACCUCAAACAAUCAAUUUAAAAAAACCCACCUUGCUUAAAGAUGAAGCUAAGCCUGAAUGGAAAAUUCCAGCUCAAUUACGUAUUGUUGUAUGGUUCGGAUUAGAGAAGGAUCGUUCAGCAUGGACGGAAUCACAUACUGAGGCGAAACUUCAAGUUGUUGCAGAAACGUAUGAAAAUCAAGCGUCAAUUGUUGGCAGUUGGGUAACUAAAAGACCUCCAUUAACUCGUCCACCAUGGUCAGAUAAUACCGGCCGUAUUGAAUUGACAAAAGAAUCAAUACAAUUGCCAAAUGGUUGGCAAUGGGUAGGCGAUUGGUAUGUUAGUCCAGAACUUUCAUUAUUAUUUAAGAAGGAUGCAGGAAAGACAAGUUUUGUUGAAGAAUUAUUCUAUAAUGAAUUUCGUACACCGACAAGUCCAUGGAAGGUUGCUGAUCCAGCAUAUACAGAUGCACAAGGUGAACCGAAAGGUGAACCACGUACGGUAAGCUUACCAAAUGGUUGGACAUGGGGUGAUGAUUGGCGAAUUGACUAUAAUCGUCCAUGUGAUGAAGAUGGUUUUGAGUACACUGUUGAAGCGUCAACUGGUGGUUAUGUUGCAUCUGAAAAACUUUAUCAUAUGUUCCGCAGACGACGAUUGAUACGUACACGUCUACUUGGUGAAGUCGGAGUGCCAGUGAAACAAGAAGUCUUAAGACAAGUGAUAGCCCAAGAUCAACAAUCACGUCUAUCCUUAUUAUUAAGUACGGAACCAGCUGAAGCAUGGGAGUAUGCAUUCAAUUUUGAUUCAAAAUUUCAUACAAAUGAACGUAAAAUGGAUAUGGUUCGACGUAGACGUUGGCAUCGUGCUUUAGCACCGGUACAAUCAACUACAGAGACUACUUCAUGUGUCCUACAAAUAAGAAACAAUUCAAAACAGGCGGAGAGUAGUUUCAAGCUGAAGAAAAAAGAAAAUCUCACUGUUCCAAGGAUAUUUAUGCGUUUUCAAACACGUAGUCUACUAGCUGCUGAUCAGUCUGGCCUAUCAGAUCCAUUUGUUCGAUGUUCAUUUCAAGGUUAUAGUCAAGAAACACAAAUUAUUCAACAAACAUUAUGUCCAACAUGGGAUGAAACAUUGAUUUUUGAACAUAUUGAAAUGUGUGGUGAUCCAAAAAGCAUACUAAAUGAUCCACCACCAGUUACCAUUGAAUUAUUUGAUUAUGAUCAGUUGAGUUCAGAUCAUUUUCUAGGAAGAUUACAGAUCACACCAUCUGUUCGUUUAGACACAGAAACAACAUGGGCAAAUGUGCUUCAGUGGUAUACAGUUGAGAAACAACGUAAAAAAGGCGGAGAAAUACUGGCAACAUUCGAAUUGAUUUUGCUUGAUGGUAAGACUCCACCACCACCACCUACACGUCGAGGUACACUAUUCAAUGUACCUGAAGGUAUACGUCCAGUACUUCAACGUACUAGAAUAGAAAUUCUAUGCUGGGGUGUUCGAUCAAUGCGUAAAUAUAAACUGGCUAGUGUCAAUUCACCAUCAGUUGAAUUUGAGAUUGGUGGAAAGUUGUUGAAUCGACAAUUAUUAAAAAUGUGA